Anopheles funestus (African malaria mosquito) is the source of this 3671-nucleotide messenger RNA. RefSeq names its product calcineurin subunit B type 2. The transcript is spliced from 3 exons. The coding region runs from base 476 to 970 and encodes 164 amino acids. Lineage: Eukaryota; Metazoa; Arthropoda; Insecta; Diptera; Culicidae. Gene Ontology annotation, molecular function: calcium ion binding; calcium-dependent protein serine/threonine phosphatase regulator activity. The record is from RefSeq and is a predicted model, not a curated record.
AAACAGAGUCGCUACAGGAUGCGUUGCGAUAAUACACAAAUCACAUUUAAUAAAUGCGCUUCUCUCUUUGUACUUUUAGUAACACUAAUCGGCUCCCACUUGCCGAUGGCAUGGCGCAUGUCUUGCCAAUUUUAUCUGAACAACACAAUCCCGCACGAUCAUUGCCGCGGUGCCGCGGCACACAAAUGUUUUUGUUGCUUUGCAUUCGGCGUAUUAUUUACAUCUGCCAGAUAUUUGUCACCCGUCUUCGCGAAUGUCGCGUGGGCCGCCCCACUAGCGAAGAAACGCUUCAUUGGGACGCGCUACCAUGGGAACGGCAGCAAAGUCCAUGCUAACUCGGUCGCUCAUAUGCUUACCGAUUGAACUGGAUAUAGGAUCAAUCUCAGUUUCCAUUUAUCCAGCGAACGAAGAGGAUCUUCCGUUUUGUGUUCUGCUAGCCGAUUUGACUAGUGCUAAUAGAGCGUCUAAUUAACCGAUGGGUCAAGUAACAUCUCGCACCCUUGACGCGGAUGAAAUCCGUCGGUUGGGUAAACGAUUUAAGAAGCUCGAUCUCGACAAUUCGGGCGCCCUGAGCAUUGAUGAGUUUAUGUCCCUGCCUGAACUGCAGCAGAAUCCGUUGGUGCAGCGCGUGAUCGACAUCUUCGAUGCGGACGGUAAUGGUGAGGUCGAUUUCAAGGAGUUCAUCCAAGGCGUGUCGCAAUUCAGCGUGAAAGGUGACAAACUAUCGAAGCUAAAAUUUGCCUUCCGAAUAUACGACAUGGAUAACGAUGGAUACAUCUCGAACGGGGAACUGUUUCAGGUGUUAAAAAUGAUGGUCGGUAACAACCUAAAGGAUACGCAGCUGCAGCAGAUCGUGGACAAGACGAUCGUGUUCGCCGACAAGGAUGAGGAUGGCAAGAUUUCGUUCGACGAGUUCUGUUCGGUCGUGGGCAAUACGGAUAUUCACAAAAAGAUGGUCGUGGAUGUUUAAAGCACCCCGUUUCCGCCUAACCUCUUCCACCAACGGGCUCAGGAGCGCGCACGUGCAAGGCCUGCCUCCAUUUUAGAAGUGGUCUGUACCAGUCGAGCACGGCACUAAUGAAACUCGUAUCUCUUACCCAACCACACUGGGAAAAACAAGAGGCAACACGGCGUCGUCGUCGUCGUCGUCGUCGUCCUGCAAGCUUCGUCUAAAACUAUUGCAAUUAUCUGCACCAUUACAUCCUUACCCCGUAUCGUAUCGUUGCGAAUGACGAUGAGAAUCGUGUGUGGGAUUACUAGUUGGGUAAUUUCUACACCAAUUUACCUUAUGGGUUUUUUUAUCCAUCCACCAGCAAAACGCAGACACACGCACUAAAUCGCUAAAAAUUCAUAUUUAGAAACGCUCACAUCAUCCCGCUGUGUUGCGUGGUUAAUUAAAUGCGAGGAAAAACGAGAGCAUAUUCAUAGCACGUCGGAUGCCAGAAUCGUCAGAAUAGGUAGGAUCGAGGUGGUGAUGUUGUGUUUUGUAAGCUAUCCAGUGUUUUGUUUCGUUUUUACUACAAUCUUCCUAUACCAGUUCUAUUCGUCGUCCAGGAACAAUGAUUCUGUUUUCUGUUUUUAAUUUCCUUUGUUCGUAAUUGUUUAAGAAAGAGGCAACAUAAUGCUUUACACCUAUAUAUUUACACAUUGUUGUUGAUAUGUCUCUUUGUGCAUUAGUCUGUGAAACUUCGUUAUUAACCGUUUUUAAAACCACAAGAAACGAUGAAUAUAUGCUUAGCAUUACGUUGUAUAGUUUUGUUUUUUGUUUCAAUCAUUACACUUAUCGUAUUAUCUAGACCAAUGUAGUUAAGUAAUAAUGAUAUACAAAAUAAAAUGUGCGAUCUAUGCGAUGGAAAAAGGAUUAGUGUGUAAUUUGCAGCAAGUCACAUACAGCUCUAAUGAAAGAUCCUCAAUGCAGUAACCUUCCAUUGGCCAUAUAAAUAUAACAGACGGCAUUUGUUUUACCUCACCUCUCCUGUUCAUUAUGGAAGGACUUCUUUUCAUUUCGCUUCCCAAAUUCACUCUAUUGUGUACGUUUUGUUUUCUUAUGUUUCCUUUACUCUUAGCAGUGAGUAAGAGCGUAAAGUGUGAAUAGUAAUUCAUGAUAACAAAAACAAACAAAAGCAGAAAACAACACGCGCAUGGAUAGGCCAGUAAGAAUAUUUAAUUGAAAAAAAAAUGGCAUUGAUAAUUUAAGCAACAAACUUCGACCGUUAAUCUAAUGUUUAAACCAAAAGAAAGAAGGAAUUAUUAACACUCGUAAGAUGCAUUGUUGCGGUGUGCAAAACUGAGGCUAUGGCAAAUAUAAAGAUACACAGCAUUAAAUUAUCGAGAGAUGGAAAAAAUACACCCAUUCACAUUCACAUAGUCGAAUAUUAAAAACAUGCUUUUUGAAGUAUUGAAAAUUGAUGAAAAUAUGCAAUCAUUAGCCACACAACACGAAGCACAUUGUUUGACAAAAAAAAGACAAACCAAUUUGCGAUACGUUGCAAACGAUUUAGAGCGUUUAAGGAAAACGUAUUGCAGACUGCUGUUAACAUGUUUUUUUUUGAAAGCAAGUGCAUGUUUCGAAACAUUGUAACUUUUUACGGAAGCGUUUUCAGUUAGAAGCACAUAACAACAAACAAAAUAGAAGAAGAAAGCAAAUCGUACUUAUGCAUAUGUGAAUCAACAACACUUAAAACUGAAUUGCAAGUUUGUUAACAUAGUUCUUAACAUACGAUGUUUAUCUACGCGGUAAAGUAUUCAUACUUCUACACAACAGACGAUCGUGGCAAAAAAGGCUCUUCGUUUGUUUUUCCUUUUGAAUAGCGUUUAAUAAUGAAAACCCAGCGCCGAUUACGUGUUUCAUAGUUCACAGAUAAGCAGCAGGGAUGUGUUGGGGCCGUUCUAGCUUAUUUUUGGCAAUAUGCCUUCCUUUUCAAACUAACAAAAUCACAACCGCGAAUUACACGUGUAUCAGAUGUACAAGUAAAAACGGUGCUUUUGUUCGUAAAGGGCCAUAUUUUCCCGUUGGAUCAGAUUCUUAGGUUAGGAGUAAAUUUACUUGCAAAGAUAGAGAGAGAGGGUGUGUUGUGCCGUAAGCAUAUACCUACUAAAACCAAACCACAAACCGUAUCGUGAUGCGAUAAAAUGAAUUAUCUGCACAUUUAAACAACACGUUUCUAACACUAUUAUUAUGAUGGCACGGACGGUUUUAUCUGGUCGGCAACUGAAACUUGCACGGGCUUGUCCCAAUACUCUCCCACCCCAAUAGGGAGGAAUGAAGAGAACCUUGAUGCCAUUUAACAUCAUCAUCGCUAACUGGGAUGGUGGUGUUAUAACAGUUUAACUUACAUAUAAGUGUCGUUUUCAACGGUGAUCGGUCUUGACACGAAACACCACGAAUCUCUCUCCAAAAACAAAGAUUAAAACAACCCCCACCCCCCACACACACACACACCAGGUCUUGUAAAUCGAUCCUAAAUGGCGCAUCUUUUGAAUUGAAUUCUUCAUUCAUCAGUGUCAUUUUCGCAAAUAUUCGCACUAAACAUAAUCGAAUAAUCGAAAUCAUAUACCGAAGGAGGAAAUGAAGCUAACGUCAAUGGCGGCGGCAAAUUUAUCUCUAACCAAUGUGCUCUACGAAUAAAACAGCCAGACCUAUAUCUGAAAGACGUUCAAGAUGCAUUCCA